CUGUUUUGGUGCUGAAACACUGGAAGAAUUGCAUGUAGGCUCUAAGAGGAGGAUCUUUCCCUUUUUAAUUUUAUCAUUCUAUGUGAAUGGAACGGGUUUUGUGUCUUAUUGCCCACACUAUUUUAAAGCUGCUUCACCACCUUCUAAACUGCUUAAUGAAUCGGGCCCUUUGCCAAUGAGCCACACAGCCAAUUCUUGCCAAGAACUGGUUGAAAACUGUGCCGUGCAUGUAGCAGGAAUGGCACAAGAAGACAGCCAUCGUGGUCAAGUGCCAUCCACAUUUUAUCAUGGUGCCAACCAAGAACUUGACCUGUCCACCAAAGUGUACAAAAGAGAGUCAGGAAGCCCGUAUUCUGUUUUAGUGGACACCAAAAUGAGCAAACCACAUCUCCACGAAACAGAAGAACAACCUUUCUUCAGGGAAACCAGAUCGGUGGCUGAAGUCCGUGCUGUUAAAGAAGACCAGGAGAACUCUGAUGACAUGGAAGAAGAAGAGGAAGAAGUAACUUAUAAAAGGGAACAGAUUAUAGUAGAGGUAAACCUUAACAACCAAACAUUAAAUGUAUCUAAGGGGGAGAAGGGGGUUUCCUCUCAGUCAAAAGAGACUCCAGUUCUUAAAACCAGCAGUGAGGAGGAAGAGGAAGAAAGUGAGGAAGAGGCCACCGAUGAUAGUAAUGACUAUGAAGAGAAUGAACGGCAAAAGAAAAAGGAGAAGAGAGUGGAGAAAGUCAGUGUUGCCCAAAGGAGAACAAGGAGAGCUGCAUCAGUCGCCGCAGCCGCCACUUCCCCUACACCCAGAACAACCAGAGGCCGUAGGAAAAGUGUAGAGCCUCCCAAGCGAAAGAAGAAGGCUGCAAAGGAGCCAAAGGCACCAGUGCAGAAAGCUAAGUGUGAAGAGAAGGAGACUUUGACUUGUGAGAAGUGUCCCAGAGUGUUUAAUACACGCUGGUACCUGGAGAAGCACAUGAAUGUCACUCAUAGGCGCAUGCAGAUCUGUGACAAAUGUGGCAAGAAGUUUGUCCUGGAAAGUGAGCUGUCCCUUCAUCAGCAAACAGACUGUGAAAAAAACAUCCAGUGCGUUUCCUGUAACAAAUCAUUCAAGAAGCUCUGGUCCCUUCAUGAACAUAUCAAGAUUGUCCAUGGAUAUGCAGAAAAGAAAUUUUCCUGUGAGAUUUGUGAGAAGAAGUUCUACACCAUGGCUCAUGUGCGGAAGCACAUGGUUGCACAUACAAAAGACAUGCCAUUUACAUGUGAAACCUGUGGAAAGUCGUUCAAACGCAGUAUGUCCCUCAAGGUGCAUUCCCUGCAGCAUUCUGGAGAGAAACCCUUCAGGUGUGAGAACUGUGAUGAAAGGUUUCAAUACAAGUACCAGCUUCGCUCCCACAUGAGCAUCCACAUUGGACAUAAGCAGUUCAUGUGUCAGUGGUGCGGCAAGGACUUCAACAUGAAACAGUACUUCGACGAGCACAUGAAAACACACACUGGAGAGAAACCUUUUAUCUGUGAAAUCUGUGGCAAAAGUUUCACCAGCCGCCCAAACAUGAAGAGGCACCGCAGAACUCACACGGGCGAGAAACCCUAUCCAUGUGAUGUGUGUGGCCAGCGGUUUCGCUUCUCCAACAUGCUCAAGGCUCACAAGGAGAAGUGUUUUAGGGUUACCAGCCCUGUGAACAUCCCGCCUGCUGUCCAGAUCCCACUUACAACUUCCCCAGCCACCCCAGUCCCUUCCAUCGUGAACACACCCACAACCCCUACCCCACCAAUCAAUAUGAAUCCAGUAAGCACUCUUCCGCCACGGCCCAUCCCCCAUUCCUUUUCACACCUUCACAUUCACCCACAUCAUCCUCAUCACCUCCCCAUCCCUCCAGUCCCUCACUUACCCCCACCUCCAGCUCUCUUUAAGAGUGAGCCUUUAAACCACAGAGGCCAGAGUGAGGACAACUUUCUACGACACCUGGCAGAGAAGAACAGUUCAGCACAACAUCAUUAACAAAUACCUUCUUCAAUCUAUUGUCUCUUGAGUAUGUACCCACUUGAGAGUCUGCAGAGUGGGAGUUGAUGAGGUUGUCUAUAGCUCAAUCCCACUCCCUCUUAGCCUCUGGCAAAAGAGCCUUGUCAUUGGCUUGGUGUUACCAGCAGAUCCGAGUGAAUGAAUGAGAAGACUACCUUUGGCUCAUAGAGAAGGAUCAUCUUAACCAGGGGAGCCAAUGGAACUAAAGCCCAAUAUGCUUUUUACUCAUGACUUUUAUAAAUUUCAAAUAUUGAGACUUGUGUAAUUUUAUAAUUUCAUAUCAGCUGAUGAGGUAUGCUUGCUUUUAUAUCCUGGACUUCUCCUCAAAGAGGGGAUAGGCCUGGUUUCCUUUUACUAAUCGGGAAGGCUGUGAGAUUAAUCCAGAGCAUUAAUUGUAUCACUGUGUAUUGUAACAAAUUCUUUUCAGCUUUUGGUGCCAGCAACAGAGGUGGACUGGCUACGUAUCACAGUAUAUCAAGCAUUAUAGAGAAAGACAAAAAUUUCUUGUUUGUGUAGCUCUCUCCUAACGCACUCUUUAUUUUACUACAGAAAUUAUUUUAGAGUUUUUGUAUAGACCUCUUUAGUAGUUACCUGUUUCUAAAAUGAAAUGUAUUUCAAUAAGCGGUGUAAUUUUUUUCAGUGUAGCUGGACCUAUGU
Molecule: messenger RNA, 2668 nt
Organism: Trichosurus vulpecula (common brushtail)
Lineage: Eukaryota; Metazoa; Chordata; Mammalia; Diprotodontia; Phalangeridae
Gene: ZNF652
Product: zinc finger protein 652
Exons: 5
Coding region: 176-1990 (604 amino acids)
Biological process (GO): regulation of transcription by RNA polymerase II
Cellular component (GO): nucleus
Molecular function (GO): DNA-binding transcription factor activity, RNA polymerase II-specific; RNA polymerase II cis-regulatory region sequence-specific DNA binding
Source: RefSeq, a predicted model, not a curated record